This is a messenger RNA of Papaver somniferum (opium poppy), 1968 nucleotides long. Its product is annotated as probable LRR receptor-like serine/threonine-protein kinase At1g05700. The coding region runs from base 48 to 1802 and encodes 584 amino acids. The record is from RefSeq and is a predicted model, not a curated record. Lineage: Eukaryota; Viridiplantae; Streptophyta; Magnoliopsida; Ranunculales; Papaveraceae. The transcript is spliced from 8 exons.
UAUAUAAGCUCCCCCCUCCAACUUCCCUGCUUCUUAAGGAUAGAAACAUGAAUAUCUCCUUACCUCUUAAUCUUCUUCUUCUUUUAGUCUUUGCACAUCUAUCAUGUCUUUUUGUCCUUGUACCGGUAUAUGCAAAAGUUUUUUUGAGCAUAGAUUGUGGUUCAUCUUCAUUGAAAUCUCGUACGGAUAAUAAUUCGAUCGUAUGGGUCGGAGACGGUCCUUACAUAAAAACAGGAAAAACUCAUAAAGUCAAUGUUGCACCACCAAAUAUAUCUGGUUGGGAUUCUCGUGCUAUGAGCACUCUUAGAGCAUUCCCAGCUCGAAAAAAGAAUUGUUAUUCAAUAGACAUUGAAAGUAAAACCAAAGAUAGCAAUAUUACGGUUGCACGAGUCCUUGUUCGAGCUAGUUUCUAUUACGGCAAUUACGACAAUAAAUCAAAUCCACCAACUUUCAGUCUUCAAUUCAACGGGAACAACUGGGGAUCAGUUGUAACAACAAAUGGAAUUAUAUAUUACGAAGUGGUAUUUUCAUUGAACAAGAGUAGCAAUAUAGACGUAUGUCUUGCUCAAACACAACCGGAUAAUAUUCCGUUUAUAUCCGCUCUUGAAAUAAGAAGUUUGGAUCCAGGUGCUUACGGUUAUAUCCCUGCAGAUUUUCCAUUGUUUUUCACAGAGAGAACUGCUUAUGGUACCAACACAACUAUAAGGUACCCUGAUGAUAGUUUCGAUCGAAUUUGGAGCUCACUUGGGCCACUAGAUAACACUAGUACUGUGACUAGGGUCAGAAGUAACUCGCCGUCCAUUAAAGUUGACGUUGAAGAUAAACCUCCGAAAGCGGUAUUAAGGACAACAUUAUUGCCAUUGAAUUCAUCCCACGACAUAUUUUAUAGCCCCACUAGAAAUCAUCAAUUUCGUUUACAUUUCAAUGCAUAUUUCUCAGAAGUGAUCAAACUAAAUUCUACUCAGAAACGAUCAUUUGAUAUAGUAGUUAACAAUAAACAAGAUAAUAGUUUUAUUGCUCCUAAAAACCCUGUGAUUCCACCUUACGGACGCACAUUGGAGGUUCACAUUCUCAAUGUGACUAUUUUCAACUCUUCAUUUUCAAUUAAUCUUUUACGGACAAAUGAUUCAACACUUCCUCCACUAAUCAAUGCCCUUGAAGAGUUUAUCAUCGGUGAUAAAUUAGCUCAAGGAACCAAUUCAAACGAUGUGAAAGCAUUGGGUUUAUUGCAAAAGAGUUUCGCUCAGCUGGAAGAUUGGAAUGGUGAUCCUUGUUUACCUGCACCAUACACUUGGGAUUGGGUUGCUUGUAAUAAUGAUACAGAUUCUCCUAGAAUUACAGAACUGUAUCUCAAUGACCUUGGCUUAACAGGCACUCUACCAGACUUUAGUGCCAUGGAUGCUCUCAGAACCAUAAAUUUGAGCAACAACAAUUUGACCCGAGAAAUUCCGGAAUUUCUUGGCACAUUCCCUGAACUCACAGUACUAAAUCUGGCAGAUAACAACUUUAACGGAACAGUACCUUCAUCAAUAUCAGAUGAUGUCAACUUGAAGUUCAACGCAACUGGUAAUCCGAACUUGUUGUGCACUCCCACGUCGGUAUGCAAUACUGACCCUGAAUCAAGAAUUCCUCCCCCAAGCACUGGCAAUACUGACCCCGAAUCAAGAAUUCCUCCUCCCCCAAGCACCGGCAAUACUGAUACUGAACCAAUUCCUUCCCCAGUCGACAAAGGCAGAAGUUCGAAGACAUUUGCACAACCAAUAAUAAUACUCUUGAUUAUGUUUUCUGGUUUAUUAUUGUAGGUUGAUCAAACCAAAUGGUUCGUGUAUUUACAAUUGCAACUUUUGUGGGUUUGUUGUAACUUUGUAUGAGUUGUGCUGUGCUAGCUAGUUUGAAGGCAUAUUACAUGUAUAGAUGUAUUACAAGUUGGAUGGAAAAUAUUAUGAUAUCAUGUUUUGUUUUCUUUCA